GUGUUUAGAUUGUUUCGAACCUGUGCGGAGGCAAUCGACAUAUUAAAUUCUUAAUCGACUUAAUUCUUUUUCAGAAAAGACAAGAAGACUAAACGAAAAAAAGACAUAGAAACAUUAUUCUUUCUCUGUUCAUCUGGUAUAAUUUAGAAUCGUGAAGAAAGAAAGAAAAUUAUCUAUAUUGCUUUCAUCAUGUCUUCUCAAGAUUUGGUUAUGUUACAAGCCAGUGGAAAAAUUCUUGCCAAAACGAAUUUUGCAAUUUGUGAAAAGAAUAACAAAACGGUCGACAAGCAAUUGGAGAAAAAGAAUGAAAAGCUCGAUGCUCAGCGGUUAAGGUGUAAUAGGAGACACAUAAAGGAUAAGAAGAAACUCGUUAACGAACUAGAUGAUAUUCGUCAAGUGAAAACGCCUCCUUUAAUAGCUAAGAGGGAUGCUGCUCGUCUAACACCUCACGGUUCUUUUCAAAAUCGCCAUCUACCGGAUUGGGGAAGUAUGGAGAGUAUAUCUUCAGAUAUGGAGAGAGCUGCUAUGUUUAAAGCUUUAAAAGAACAUCAAGCGGAACUUGAAAAACGAGUAGCUAAUUUUCUUCCAACUACAAAUUCCUGAUUUUUCAAACGGGCUAGUAAUCCACAACAAUAAUUAAUUAAAUUAAAAAAAAAUCACAAUAUCUUUCUUUUUUGAGUUUAAGAGUUUGUCUCCUACAGUCUGUUUUUUUCUUAGUUAAUAAAAAAAGAAGAAAAUAAAAUUUUUAUCCGAUUUCUCGACCACGUCCAAUGCAACGUCGAUAUCCUACAGACUUUCGUCCAGGACAGAGGUUGUCGCCUAUAUUCCAACAAUCUAAUUCUCAUUAUUAGACAGUCGUCAAGCACAUUUCCAAUUCCUCCUCGUCUGAAUGAAUGUAGUAAUGUCGAGGUACACUGGGCGUGGUCCGACAUUGUCAGUGUCCUCUUGAUUCCGCGUCCGACCUGCAGGCUAAUGUACAAAUAUUUAAAAAUAAAGGUUAUCUUAGCUUCAACCCCUAAUAUGAAUGCAGGUAAUUCCCUCUUACUAUGUUAUGAAUAUAAAGAUUAAGAGUAUAAUAGGGCGAGAAAGGAAGAAAGGGACUGUACUCGUUCUCCUUCAAUCGAUAUUAAUUACAUACAGAAUUUUUUAGGUAUAAGAGAGAAAUAAUGAAUAAAAAGAAAAAAAAAUCUACAACCAGUUUUUAAAAGGCAAACCUAUGCUUUUCACGUACACUUAGUAUUCUAUCUAAUUCCUUUUUCCAUAUUAUUUCUUUAUGGCAAAAAAAAACAUCCUCUUAUUCAUAGAAAUACUAGUUUUUUCAAAUCAGUAAUAUUACAAGGGAGUUUAUUAACCAUAAAAUGGCUUUCUCCAUACACGAAUCAUAUUAAUUACUGAAGAAUUCAUUCGAUAUACCAUCUCUCGAAAAGCUCUUUGAAAGAUCCGGGGGCCAAAGAUUUAUGACCUUCUAGAUAAGUUUCUACAUUAUCUCUUUGCCUUUUUCAACUUUAUUUUUUUUUGCAUUUUAAAAUGACUUACUAUUGCAUUAUUUUAAAAAUGUUUCGGUUUUUUAUAGCGUCACUUGUAAGAUAUGAAUGAAAUUUAUUUUCAUAGAUAGCUAAAUUACCGGCAGAUGGCGUAGAUAAUAAAGUUUAAAAAAACCAUUCACGUGAAUGGUACGUAAGAACGUAAGAUGGUUGUUAGCUUAUUAAUGAUAAAAUAUUACUUAUAUUCGCACUUACCGACGCAUUGAGAAGGCGGCACU
Dimorphilus gyrociliatus is the source of this 1762-nucleotide messenger RNA. NCBI's taxonomy places the organism in Eukaryota, Metazoa, Annelida, Polychaeta, Dinophilidae. The record is from the annotation of a GenBank genome assembly.